UUAAUUAUCCAGUCUCCUGUCUCUUGGCUUCUCGUCUGGCAGACUUGGUUCUUGGUUUCUUGGUGUCUUGUCUGGGUUCGCUCUGCUGAUCUCUUCUCCUCCCAGUCUUCAUGCAGGGUGAACAGGAACACCGUCAGUGGCUAUUUCCUUGCUGGCCGGGACAUGGCGUGGUGGCCAAUCGGAGCCUCUCUGUUUGCCAGCAGCGAGGGCUCGGGGCUCUUCAUCGGGCUGGCCGGGACCGGUGCUGCCGGGGGAAUCGCUGUCACCGGCUUCGAGUGGAACGCGACGUACGCCCUGCUGGCGCUGGCCUGGGUCUUCGUUCCCGUCUACAUCUCGGCCGGGAUCGUCACGAUGCCCGAGUACCUCCAGCGGAGGUUUGGAGGCGAGAGGAUCCGCGUCUACCUCUCGGGCCUGUCGCUCCUGCUCUCCAUCUUCACCAAGAUCUCCACCGACCUGUACUCGGGGGCCCUGUUCGUGCACGUCUGCCUGGGCUGGAACCUCUACCUCUCCACCGUCCUGAUGCUGCUGGUCACGGGGCUCUACACCAUCGCAGGGGGGCUGGCGGCCGUCAUCUACACCGACACGCUGCAGACCCUCAUCAUGGUCCUUGGAGCCAUCGUGCUGGCCGUGAGAGCUUUUAAUGAGAUCGGAGGCUACCCCAACCUGGAAGAGGCCUACUUAAAAGCCGUGCCGUCCAAGAUUGUGCCCAACACGACCUGCCACCUGCCCAGAGCGGAUGCCAUGCACCUCUUCCGAGACCCGGUCUCUGGAGAUCUGCCUUGGACCGGGAUGACGUUCGGGCUGUCCGUCAUGGCCGCGUGGUACUGGUGCACCGACCAGGUCAUCGUCCAGCGGUCUCUCUCUGCCAAGAGCCUGAGCCACGCCAAGGCCGGCUCCAUCCUGGCCAGCUACCUGAAGAUGCUGCCCUUGUUCGUGAUCGUCAUGCCGGGGAUGAUCAGCAGGGUCCUGUACCCAGAUGCCGUGGCCUGCGUGGACCCCGAGGAAUGCACCCGUGUGUGCGGGGUGGCCGUGGGCUGCUCCAACAUCGCCUACCCCAAGCUGGUGGUGGAGCUGAUGCCCAGCGGGCUGUGGGGUCUGAUGAUCGCCGUGAUGAUGGCCGCGCUCAUGUCCUCCCUCACCUCCAUAUUCAACAGCAGCAGCACCCUCUUCACCAUGGACAUCUGGAGGAGGCUGAGGCCGGGAGCCGGCGAGCGGGAGCUGCUCUUGGUGGGCAGGGUGGUCACGGUGGUGCUGGUGGUCCUCAGCGUGGUCUGGCUCCCCAUCCUGCAGAGCUCCAGCGGCGGGCAGCUCUACGUCUACAUCCAGGCUGUCACCAGCUCGCUGGCUCCUCCCGUCACCGCAGUGUUCGUCCUGGCCGUCUUCUGGCCCCGCGCUAACGAGCAGGGAGCUUUCUGGGGCUUGAUGGCGGGGCUGGCGCUGGGGCUGGCCAGGAUGGGGCUGGAGCUGGCGUACCCCUCGCCCCACUGCGGGGUCCCCGACCGGCGGCCCUGGCUGCUGGCCCACCUGCACUACCUGCACUUCGCCGUGCUGCUGUGUGCUGCCACGGGAGCCGUCGUGGUGGGGGGCAGCCUGCUGUCCCCCCCGCCGCCCCCUGACAGGCUGCGGGAUCUCACCUGGUGGAGCCUGCCGUGGAAGCCCCCCCAGCCCUCCGUGGACGGCACAUCCCAGGGACCCCUGGAUGGCCCCUGCUCAGCCUCCCCAGGCAGCCGGCACCCAGCGAAGGCCGAGGGACCCCCGGCCCUGAGGGAUACCACGGAGCCCCCCGUCUGGACCCGGGUCUGCAACAUCAACGCCGUUAUCCUGGUGUGCAUCAAUAUUUUCUGCUACGCCUAUUUUGCCUAGCAGCCUCGUCAGCCCCCCACGGGGGAGGGGAAUGGGAGGAGAAUUUGGGUGAUCUUUUCUAUUUGUCGUGUGUGGGACGUGGGGAGUUUAAAUCCACGGGCGCAACGAGCUGGGUGCUCUCGGCACCGUGUGUCCCAGGGGACCAUGAGGGCUGGGGGGGGGGGGGGGGGGGGGGGCCGUGCAUGGGGACAGAGAGCCCCCCGGGUGAGGCUUUGGGGUGGGCACACGGGGCUGCGGGGAGGACAGCAGGCAGGGCCCAACCUCCAUGAAACAGCAGCUGCGAGGAGGAGGCCGCACUCGAGGGUUUCAUCCAAACACACUUUACUAGCUCUAAAUAAAAUAUUAAAAAGCCACAGUUUGCAGCUACAAACAGCACCAGCAGGACUGAAUUCCUCCGGGGCAGCCGGUCCUGGCACCCUGCACAGCGUUACCCAGCCCAGGCCACGUCCCGGCCAUGUUUCGGCUGCCUGCAGCUCUCCGGGGAGCAGGGGCUUCGAAAGGUCCUGGCGAGGAGCUGCCACCCGUCGCAGCCCCGGCAAGAAGCCAGUCCGGGCUGGGUCUGCCGCGGUGUUUUCCAUUUACUGGGCACGGGACUGC
Molecule: messenger RNA, 2460 nt
Organism: Oxyura jamaicensis (ruddy duck)
Lineage: Eukaryota; Metazoa; Chordata; Aves; Anseriformes; Anatidae
Gene: SLC5A10
Product: solute carrier family 5 member 10
Exons: 15
Coding region: 163-1863 (566 amino acids)
Biological process (GO): transmembrane transport
Cellular component (GO): plasma membrane
Molecular function (GO): D-glucose:sodium symporter activity
Source: RefSeq, a predicted model, not a curated record